GGGCUGCGGGGCGGGGAAGGGCUUUUAUCAUCAGGCAGCACCGCGGCCACCUUAUGGGGGGGCAGUAGGCCCCGUGUGACGUCAGAGGCGGCGCGACGGGAGCGGCGGGGCUGGGCCGAGCUUUGAGGCAUCCAGGUACAUCCUUGUAAAGCUUCUUCGUUCCCGAGGCAAUGCCCAAAGUGAAGCGGAGCAGGAAGCCGCCCCCAGAUGGAUGGGAGCUGAUCGAGCCCACGCUGGAUGAGCUGGAUCAGAAGAUGAGAGAAGCGGAGACUGAGCCUCAUGAAGGGAAGAGGAAAGUGGAAUCCCUUUGGCCUAUCUUCAGAAUCCACCAUCAGAAAACACGUUACAUCUUCGAUCUCUUCUAUAAAAGAAAAGCUAUCAGCAGAGAGCUGUAUGAAUACUGCAUCAAGGAAGGGUACGCUGACAAAAACCUGAUUGCAAAGUGGAAGAAACAGGGUUAUGAGAAUCUUUGCUGCCUGCGGUGCAUCCAGACGCGGGACACCAACUUCGGAACCAACUGCAUCUGUAGGGUGCCCAAAAGCAAGCUGGAAGUGGGGAGAAUCAUUGAAUGCACUCACUGUGGAUGCAGAGGCUGUUCUGGGUGAAACAGACAGACUUCCUUUUGAACUCUCAGCGAUAUCAUCCAACACAAUGGACUAUGAAUGCAAUUACAGCUACCUUCUCUGUGUGAUUGGAUAUUCCUGUACUGCAAUUAAAAGGGCAAAUUCACCUGGAUCAUACAAACAAAGGAUGUAGUUUCGGAGUAGCUUUUUGUGUAGCCGCUUAUUUUAAAAUAAAGACUGCCUUCCUGAGAGAGUG
Molecule: messenger RNA, 819 nt
Organism: Coturnix japonica (Japanese quail)
Lineage: Eukaryota; Metazoa; Chordata; Aves; Galliformes; Phasianidae
Gene: BUD31
Product: BUD31 spliceosome associated protein
Biological process (GO): mRNA splicing, via spliceosome
Cellular component (GO): nucleus; spliceosomal complex
Source: RefSeq, a predicted model, not a curated record